Messenger RNA from Oreochromis niloticus (Nile tilapia), 4293 nucleotides. RefSeq names its product kyphoscoliosis peptidase (gene ky). The record is from RefSeq and is a predicted model, not a curated record. Gene Ontology annotation, cellular component: cytoplasm. Bases 634 to 3144 code for a protein of 836 amino acids. The transcript has 7 exons. Lineage: Eukaryota; Metazoa; Chordata; Actinopteri; Cichliformes; Cichlidae.
CUUGUCUCCUUAACUGUGAUUGCUGAAUUAAAACCCAGCUGUUUGUGUAUAUGUGCACCAGAAGCGGCUGCGCGUCUUUAACGUUGAUGUCAACGUUAUUUUAUGCCAACUCGCUGAAUCACAAUCAGCACAUGCUCAAACAUUAAUCCUUCCACCUGCCUGUUCAACAGGCCUUGACCCAAACAUUAACACUGUACAAACCCGCAUAUUCAAAAUUCACACGGAUACACGCAGACAUGCACAGACUGACACAGACGUCCACUAAUUUACACUCACUUGUGUGUCCAGAUAUGCCGGUGGUGGUGGCGGUGUUAUUAGCAAAAGCAUGUACCGAACACGCACAAAAACAUCCAAACAUACAUUUGUAAGCUUUACAUGCACUUCCAAAUACACACAGACGUCACACACUUCUCAGUUGGGGCUCUCUCUAUUGGCUGGUCUUAACUGCUUUGUAGUAUUUUUAGGCCUGUUAUUCUGGGGCCUGUCCUGGCAGGCCAAUGGGAGAAUAUAUAAGCCUCCCCCCUGCAACUGGGGACCACAGGGAACACACAGUGGAAACAUCUCUGGUCGAUACUCCAGCAAACAUCCGGCAGGCUUUUGAAAUCCUCUCAGGGAUACCAUGCAUCCAGCAUAAUGUCAGCUGAAGUUGCAAUUCAAAAGUUCAGUUUCCCGUUUGCCUGUGCUGCACACCUUUCUCAGGAAAACGAUGUGACCCAGAAGGGAUGCAUACAGGUGAAAACCCUGGAGCUUCGUGAGCCUCAGGAGAAUCCGAGCUCAGUUAGGGUUAUAGGAGCUCAGGUGCACAAUGAGAAGCAGGCACAGGAGAGUCUACCAGAGCUUCCUCCUGGACAAGAUGUGGCAACAGCACAGGUCCUGGUCUGUGGUGAAGCCUCCCAGAAUACUGUGCUCUCCAGGCAGUGCGUGUUUGAGAAACUGAUAGUGGAGAGCGAGGACCAGCGUCCCGCUGCAAAGAGACAACUGUCGUCUGAGAGCGCGGCUAGAACCAUCACGGUGGUGAAAAAGAGUGCUGUGAGAAAGGAGGCAGAUGAACCAAGACACUUGCAGCAAAAAGCACAGCUGGGACAGAGGCUGAGAGCGUGUGCUUCAGUAACAGUGACGAGAAAGCACAGAAAGGACCUCUUCACCAGCUCAGACGUGUUCCACAGGGUUGACUCACAUGCUGUGAGGGCUGGAGCAGAGCUGAAAGAAAAGUGCGUGUACAAUGUGAAAACUAUUGUACAAAGCAUCACAAAGGAAGCCAGAACUGAGCUGGAGAAACUUCGUGCCAUCUGGGUCUGGCUGUGCCACAACAUCGAGUAUGAUGUGAGCGGGUACCUCGGCCACUCAGAGAAGCUGAGUUCACCAGAGGAGGUGAUUGCGGCUGGCCGCGGUGUUUGCUGCAGCUACUCCAACCUUUGUACGGAGAUGUGCAGAGAGGUGGGCAUCGAGUGCCAAGAAGUGCCGGGCCACAGUAAGGGCAUAGGAUACCGCCAGGGCCAAAGCCUGAAGCAUGUGAAAUCUGAUCACCUGUGGAACGCUGUGCUUCUGGGAGGACAGUGGUUCCUAUUGGAUGCCUGCUGGGGAGCGGGACGAGUAGAUAUGGAACAUGAAAGCUUUGUGAAAAGGUUUGAUGAUUUCUAUUUCCUAACGGACCCGGAGGAGUUCAUCGAUUCACACUUCCCUGAUGAGGAGAAAUGGCAGCUCCUAGACAUACCCAUCUCCCUGGAAGAGUUUGAGAGAAGGGUCUUCAAGACCUCAGCCUUCUUCAAUAUGGGGCUCAGGCUGAUUCGGCCACAUCACUGUCACAUCGUCACAGAUAAUGGUGAGGCAAGUGUAUCCCUUGGCUUCUCAAAGCCAUCAACCUUUACCUAUGAGAUCACCCAGCACCAAGACCUCCUCCACUGUGGUGCUUCAGAGCAGAAAGAGUCUAUCAACUCUUCAUUCGGUAUCCUAACUGUCUCCCAUCGGAGCAUGAAGUUGCAGCUCCUGCCGCCCGCAAGUGGAAUGUACGAUGUGAAGGUGUUCGCUAGACCCGAGGCAGCUGCCACGCCUCUGGUUUGGGUUUGCUCCUUCACAGUCGAGUGUCCUACCCCCAGAGCGAUGGAAGAGAUCCCAGAGAACCCCUUCUUGUCUUGGGGCCUGCAGCCAGUUGCGGGAUCUCUUGGAGUCACAAGCAGCAGCCAGAGCAGCGAGGUUGCUGAGGUGGACGAAGGUGUCUUUGAUUUGGUGCUGAAGACCUCCAGGCCUCUGAUGAUGCUGUGCGAACUGGUUCACCCAGAGAUGGAUGCUGCCGUAGCCAAACGCUGCCUGGCUACUCAGAUUAAACCAGACACCCUGACGUGCCACGUCCUCUGCCCUUUACAUGGCUUCUACCGGCUGUCGGUGUUUGUGCGGGACUACGAGAAAACGGAAGUCAAGUUCCAGAACACUGCAAACUUCCUGUUGCACUGCAGAGGGAAGGUGGUUAGUCCUCAUGAGCUCUUCCCUCCAAACCUGGGCUCAGCAUGUGGCCCAGGGACCCGGACGUCAGAGGCGGGACUGUCCAAAUUCAGUCAUACAACAGCAGUGGUGAUUACCCAGCAAGGCAAAUGCAACAUCACCUUCCACAACAAUCACGACCUUGAGCUUCACACUGUGCUCAGCAAAGAAGAGAACAAAUCAGCAGCUUUUCCACUUUCCCGCUACUUGUUUUGCACAUACACAGACACAAAAGUGACAGUGAGCAUCAGCCUGCCUGAUAUUGGGGUAUAUCGGCUGGGCCUCUAUGCUAGGAUAACCCCUGGUGGAGAUUUUAACCCCAUGUGUGACUUUAUUCUAAGGAACAUCUGCGAUCAGCCGGGGAUUCCUUUCCCCUGUGUCUAUUCUGCCUGGAGCAAAGGCUGCGUUCUCUUCGAGCCUCGUGUGGGCCUGCUGGAGCCCGCCUCAUGGGUUCGCUUCAGGGUACGGGUUCCAGGGACCCAGAGGGUAAGCGUGGUGGGAGAGACACGGACUGACCUGAAACUUAAUAAAAGCAGAAUCUGGGAGGGUGACGUUUUCAGUGGAAAUGCUCUUCAGGUACUAAAACUGGCUGUCUCUUUGGGGGACUCCAGUGACAUGGCUGUUUUGAUGACCUUUGACAUCAAGCAGCAGGACAAAGAAGUGUGAAAUCAAAAUGGGGGGGUGUGGGGGCUACUGAAGCAAAUCGCACUCAGACUACUUGCAAAUAACUCAAACUGUGAGCUCAGAUCUUCUAUGUUUAACUGUAUUAACAAAGUACAGAUGGAGGUAUGUUAAAGUCUGUCAAAAUGAAGCAUACACUAACAGGUGCAAAACUGGAGAUUUUCUACAUUUCUGCAUCAAUUCAUUCAAGUGCAUCCCCAAGUCUUGAAAGUAGACAAAGAAGAACAAAAUUAAACAAAUAGCAUGGAAUAAAAAUUAGACUUGGUCAUUUGGUUAUUGGGAGAAAUGAUCAAAUAGUGCAUAUCUGUGAGCGGCAGAAGUAUGUAAACCUCUAGAAUUAGCAGUAAAUUUAAUGGUAAAAUUAGAGGUAAAAGCAAGAGUAACUGGAGACACUGAUCUGUUAAUAACUGACCUUCACUAAACAUAUUUAGGGAAGUGACUCAAACCACAAAUUAUAAUUCAGAGUAUGCCAAAGUCAGAUUGAACAACAAUGUUCAACAACCCUUUAGAGGAGAGGUUUACCUGCACUCCAAGAAUGAAAGCUGUGAUAGCUUGUGAGGUCCCAAUGGGACCCUGGGUAACUCCUUCGUGACAGAAAGACUCUCUUACAAUGGCUAAUGGUCAUGUUUCUCAUCUCAAUCAUUUCACCAAGAACACAUUGAAAAACUGGUGUGCAAGUUGCACAAGUAGAAAGCUACUGUUCUCCAAAAAGUACAAUGGUGCUGUACAGGCCUUAGUGCCCUCUGCCACUGUAAGUUGGAUAAGCAGUUUAGUCAUUUAAAUCUUUUAAAUGAGAAGCCUUGUGUUUGGACAGAACCUUUCUCCAUCUGUGAAACAUGUUGGUGGUAGUGUCAUGGGACUCCUUGCUGCAUCUGGGUCAGGACAGUUCUUGAUUAAAGGCACAGAGAACUCUGAAUUAUAACACCUAUUGUUGAUUAAAAAACCCCAACAACACACAGAUUAUUAGCCAUUCAGCAAGACGAUAUCAAAACUAUCUAAAAGAACAGCAGGAGAAGAACAAAAACAUUAUGUUUUCAAUCAAAAUUUUUAACUUUAACAGAAACUAUUUUUUUAAAAAGAGCGACCCAAGCAGGGAAACUUACCAAAUAUUGCAGUCGAAUGAGCUAAAAUUCU